AUUUUAUUUUAAACAUCAAAAGCUGCAGCAUCGACACACUGUCUCUGUCUACAGAAGAACCAUCAGUGAGGAAGAGUGAAUUCGCCUUUCAGUAGUGCAGAAAUGCGCCUGUUUCUUUUCCUUGUGCUAAUAACCCUUAUAGAGGGUUCUCGUCAUAAGGGAGACGAAACAAUCGAAGGAGGAAAAGGAACCCAUCGUAAACAACGGAGAGACAAGAAUGAAAAUGAAAGGAAAGAAACAAAACUGAGCAGGAAUAUAGGAGUGAGCGAGAGGGCCGGAGUCAAUGUCUUGAUGAAUGACGUCUGUGGAGACCAGGUCACCUUGGGUUACAAUGAAUCUGUUGUAAUCUACAGCAAUAACGAUCGGCAAUCUAGAUCAUGUCAGCUGAAAGUAAAGGCACUUCAAGAUUCCGAGAUCGGAUUUUCCUGUGUAUCCUUCAGUAUCUUCAGUGGCAGCUGCAAAACGGAAUCCUUGGAGAUUAUUUAUAAAGUCAAUACUGAAAAGGCAAGAUUGAAAUACUGCGAAGACGUUAUUCCUGAAGACAUGCAGAUCCCCACAAACAAACUACGUCUUCGAUACAAGCGCAAGAACUUAAGUGACAACCAGUAUUCUGGAGGAUUCGUCUGUGUAGCAUAUUCAAUUGGAGGAUCUUCACGCGCACACAUCUGACCAAAUCUCGCAUUGGAGAAGUAUCCACUGAAGUGAGCCCCUUCCCUUCCUGAAGAAACUUCGGCAUUGCCUUCGUCAGUCAUUACAAAGGCAGACCACGACACAGCGGUAGUGAUGACCGUUAUAAGAACCCUUCUCAGUACCUGUUUGUUUGAAUGAUCGGAACCUGAUUCUUAUGGUAGGAAUUCGAAAAUUUGGUAAUUUGCCCAUCAAAGUCUUACUUGUAUCUUAUCUACAUCUACCAAUCUAUUUAUCUGUAAUCUAAAUUCUUGACUGCAGAAUUCAGAGUUACCUAAGCACAAAAAUUGUAUGUAUUUGAAUUAUAAGCAUUAAUUA
Molecule: messenger RNA, 1005 nt
Organism: Penaeus indicus
Lineage: Eukaryota; Metazoa; Arthropoda; Malacostraca; Decapoda; Penaeidae
Exons: 7
Coding region: 103-669 (188 amino acids)
Source: RefSeq, a predicted model, not a curated record